AUGGGAGUUUCUCUAGAAUCAUUACCAAAGGAAAAUAAUGCUAGCUUUUCUUUAUGUGAUUUGCAAACGUCGCAUGAUAUAGACAUACAAAAGGAAAAGUCUAAUGAAUUUUUUAUAGUUUAUUUAACUUUUGUUCUUCUAGGAAAUUCCGCUUUAUCAUUUUGUACUUUUCUUUUUCUUAUCUUAGGAUCUGUUAACGCAAUGGUUCUCUCCCCUUUUAAAAACAGUUUACCAGUAACCUACACAACAUUUUCUUUAUUCUGUGGAUGUAUUAUACUUUUAUUUCCCCGUCAUAAAAAACUUCCUAAUAUAGUUUUUUGUUCCAUAAUUUUUUCAAUUCUUUCGUUAUUUUUUUCUUUAAGUUUAACCUGCAUUAAAGAUACUCGAAUAAAGUCGAUUUGUAUACACACAAUUUGUGGUAUAGGUGGAUGUUGGACAUUUGUAUUUCAAAAAUUACUAUAUGAGCAAGCAUCCAAAUUUUCUCGUUAUUAUCUGGGCGCUAUAUCUUUAGGAUUUGGAUUAAGCGGCGUGUUUGGUUUUUUAUCUUGGCUUAUUAUAUCACAAUACUUUUUCCCCGACUUUCAAAACAUUUUAAAAGCGAUUUGGGUUCAAACCUUAUCUUGUGUAGUGGUAUCCAAUGUUUUAGGAUUGUGCUUGUGGUUUUAUAUACAUUAUUGUCAAUGGAUUACUACUCCGGUUACAAAAAUAAAACUUCCUAUUGCAUUACUAACAAAUGAUGCGGAAAAUCUUUCAGAAAAUUCUGUACAAGGACAACCAUUAACCGAGAAAUAUUUACCCAAUAAUAGUCUUCAGGAAAGGAUUAAUAGUCAAAAUGACUCUCAAGUUACAUCACACUUUUUCGUCACCUGUUUCACUCAAUGUAAAUAUUAUUCUGUAUCUUUACAACAAACGUUUAAUAUAUCCUUAACCUUGCUUAUUACUUUCUUGAUUUAUCCUACUACUGCUCCUCUAGCAUGGAGUCCCGAUAGUUAUGAACGUACACUCUUGACAGGUAUAUUUUUGUUUGGUGAUUUUGCUGGACGUUAUUUGCCAAAUUUAAAACAAUGGUGUCCGUUUCUGGCGUUGAAAUGUAACACAGUGAUAUAUUAUGGAUUGAUGCGCUUGAUUUUUAUACCGUGGAUGAUUUUUCUUAAAUCGAAUAAGACGUCCAAAAUACAAGGCAUUUUACUUUCCGAGACCUUUCGACGUACUAGUAUAUUUUUUUUUUCCUUGUCAAAUGGAUGGCUUUGUUCUCUGAGUAAUAUGUAUGUGAUGGUGCGUCUUAAAACAUCUGAGGAGAAAGAGUUUAUGUCUACCGUGUAUACAUUUUGUUUACUUGUGGGUAUAUCCCUUGGUAGCUGGUUAGCACCGUUACUUUAA
This is a messenger RNA of Hylaeus volcanicus, 1380 nucleotides long. Its product is annotated as equilibrative nucleoside transporter 2-like. Gene Ontology annotation, cellular component: plasma membrane. Lineage: Eukaryota; Metazoa; Arthropoda; Insecta; Hymenoptera; Colletidae. The record is from RefSeq and is a predicted model, not a curated record. Bases 1 to 1380 code for a protein of 459 amino acids. Gene Ontology annotation, molecular function: nucleoside transmembrane transporter activity. Gene Ontology annotation, biological process: nucleoside transmembrane transport. The transcript is spliced from 4 exons.